AGCCCGUUUUGGGUGAAGCGGACAAAACUGGAAAGGAAAAUUGCAAUGGAGGGGCAUUUUGGAGAUUCAUGCAAAAACGUUCGUCCGGGUGGACAGAUGUCGAGUGGCAAAGGACUUUAGGAGGGCGGAAGCAGAGAAGCAGAAGCAGUGGCCGCCGUGGGCUGUGUCGACCGGCGAGAUAAGGAAAGUCCUUUUUCUGAAACCGCCCUCUCCCAUUACUCCACUUGUACUCUCCCUUAUUUGCGUUAAUUUCUAUGUAUGGCCUCUAAACCCAGACCCAUUCUCUCCUAAUUAUCACAUUUUUACCCUCCCACCCCGUCUCCUUUCCCUCCCGAACCCAAAAGCCCUACUACCUCUCCCUGCGCGCCCCUCAUUGCUGCUCCUUUCCAUCUAUCUCUCUCUCUCUCUCUUUUUUUUUUUUUCCAAUUCCUGCCUCAUUCUCAGCCAAGCCUCAUAUACUCUCCACCCAUCUCUCCCAACAAUUUUGUUUCUUGCUUUUGUUUUUUGUUUAUUUGGGUGUUGGUAGGAUCUGCCUGGGUGAUUCCGUUUGUUGUCAUCUGGGUUCUUUGAGAUGUUUAAAUUUUUGGGUGGGUGAGCUUCGUUUUGGGUUUUGAUGCGCAUUUGAGAAACGAGAACGCGGGUUCUUUUUUUAUUAUCUGAAUGGAUAUAGGCGAGAUGGAGGAUGGCCAAAAGAUGGAGCGAGAGUCGGAUAUCAACCUGGUUGAUGCCAAAAUCGGAGAACAAGAGCCUCCUCCCUCGGCGGAGGAUAAAGACCCCGGCGAGAAUGUGCAAUCCCCUCCUCCUCCCCCCUCGGCUAAGGAUGAAAACCCUGGUGAGAAUUUGAAAUCGGCUCCUUCUCAGGCAGCCUCUGAUGUUAAGAGUGAUGAAUCACCCAUUACCGAUCAUCCAACCGAUGUUAAAACCAUUGCUGAGGUUGAAACCAAUGUUGAUGCUUCUGGUGUUAAUGAUAAUGCCCCGAGAGCAAAUGAGCUUGAAGCUGUGACACCCCAGCCACUAGCAAAGUCUGCUAUUGCAAAAGAUGAAGAUGGGAGUGAAGGGGAGUUGAAGAAUGAGUUCAAUGAUAAAGCGGUUGCUGAUGCCAGUGAAUUGGGGACAGGUGAGGAGGUUGCCGAUUUUGCUAAGGAGGUGGAGAGUUUCUAUAGGGAGCAUUCCCUGGAUUUUAAACACCCCAAGUUUUACGGAGAGCCAUUAGAUUUGCUAAAGUUAUGGAAAGCUGUAACUAGAUUGGGAGGCUAUGAUCAGGUGACUGCAUCCAAGUUGUGGCGACAAGUGGGAGACUCUUUCCAUCCCCCCAAGACCUGCACUACAGUCUCUUGGACAUUCCGCAUUUUCUAUGAGAAGGCACUUCUGGAAUAUGAAAGGCAUAAAAGGAACAGGGGUGAGCUUCAACCCUCGUCUGUACCCAUCUCUGAAACAAAAACUGAAGAAAAAGAGGGAAGUGGUUACCAAGCUUCAGGAACAGGCAGGGCACGAAGGGAUGCUGCAGCUCGUGCUAUGCAGGGUUGGCAUGUUCAGCGUCUCUUUGGAUAUGGUGAGGUUGGUGAGCCAAUUAUCAAGGAUAAGAGCUUCAAUUCUGCACAAAAGCGUGAAAGACCACUCAAAAGCAUUGACUCAGGUUUACAUAAACACAAGAAACCAACUCUUAUGGAGGAUGUCGAAAAAGCUGAAGCAGCUAAGCAACUGGAUGCUACAGUUGCUGAUGUUGGAGCUCCUGCUGAUUGGGUGAAGAUCAAUGUGCGGGAAACUAAAGAUUGCUUCGAGGUAUAUGCUCUAGUCCCUGGGCUUCUGCGUGAGGAGGUGCGGGUUCAAUCUGAUCCAGCUGGACGCCUAGUCAUAACGGGUCAGCCAGAGCAGGUUGACAAUCCUUGGGGGAUAAAACCCUUCAAAAAGGUGGUGAGCUUACCUGCAAGAAUUGAUCCACUGCAGACAUCUGCUGUUGUUAGCUUGCACGGCCGACUCUAUGUUCGAGUGCCUUUUGAGAAGGGAUCAGGUUGAUCCGUCUUGCUGUUCCAGGCCCAUUUAACCAUUUUCUUCAGGGAAAUUUUGAAAGGGAUCAACCCAUUAGGCUCAAAUUUGGACCCAAAGACUAGCCCCAUCUUAAAUCAGUGCAAGCUAUCCUAACUCAUUGACCCCACCUACUUGGGUAUUUCUGCAUUUUACAGAUUAGUUUUAGGGUACUUUGAAUUUGUAAAACUAGAAGUACCUUUAGACCUCCACCAUUAAGGAGGGUCUUUUUGCUGAACCCAGUAGCUGUUUCUUGUCGUUUAACAGAAGGGUUUAUCCUUUAAAUCAGAGAUGAACUUUGGAUUAUCCUUCGUUACAUUCUGUGCCUUAUUUCUUUUAGUUAAAACACAUUUAUUUA
Messenger RNA from Vitis riparia (riverbank grape), 2383 nucleotides. RefSeq names its product AT-rich interactive domain-containing protein 6. Gene Ontology annotation, molecular function: DNA binding. The transcript is spliced from 14 exons. Gene Ontology annotation, cellular component: nucleus. The coding region runs from base 661 to 2016 and encodes 451 amino acids. Gene Ontology annotation, biological process: regulation of transcription by RNA polymerase II. The record is from RefSeq and is a predicted model, not a curated record. NCBI's taxonomy places the organism in Eukaryota, Viridiplantae, Streptophyta, Magnoliopsida, Vitales, Vitaceae.